GAAUAUAUCAAAGAUUUGCUUCUGCGAGCUGGUUCUUUUUCAUAAAAAUGUGUAACCUUGUCUAGAGCGCCACCAGGAUACUCACCAUUGUUGUUUUGGGCGGAUAUCAUGAGUCUUUGCUUGGUCCCAGAUGAACUAGACUAUUUAAGCAACAUCGACUGACUGCUUUCCUGCCUCUUCUUGCACAACAAUCACUUGCCUUCGCUUCGUAUAUAUCCUUUCUCUCUCGUUUAUCUUCGCUGUCCAUUUUGCACCAGUAUUCUCGGUCAUUGCAGUGAUUACUCUCACUAUACACUCCUUUUACACCCCAUCAGUCUUCCGCACAUAUAUACAAGAUGUAUAAAUUCUUCACUCUUUCUCUUCUUAUGACUCUUACCCCUCAUGCCCUGUGCGCACCUUUGGAUAACGCCGUUGCCACCGUCCCUACCGGCCAGGUCAUCAGGCGCUGCACCACCCCGAACACCGUUGCCCUAACCUUCGAUGACGGCCCAUCCGGCUACACCCCGCAACUGCUGGACCUGCUGGACGAGUACGGCGCCAAGGCCACCUUUUUCAUGGUCGGAGAAGGCAGCCAGGAAUAUCCCGAUAUCAUCAGGCGUAUGAGGAGCGAAGGCCACCAGGUCGGAUCACACACGUUGGACCAUGCCAACCUCCCAUCCCUGAGCUACGAGCAGAUCGUGCAACAGAUGACGAGCCUUGAGGGCGUGCUGCAGUCGGCUAUGGGAGAUAUUCCCACCUACAUGCGGCCGCCGUAUUUCGAGGUCAAUGAACAGGUCCUUGCGGUUAUGCGCCAAUUGGGCUACAAGGUUGUUGAAUCUAGUAUCGAUACUAAGGACUACGAGAAUGAUGAUCCCACACGGAUCGACAUCAGCUAUGAGAAGUUCGUUAACGAGUUGAAUGCCGGCGGCACCAUCGUGCUGGCCCACGAUAUCCAUGAGCAGACCGUGGUGAAUCUCGCUCAGCGCAUGCUGGAGGAGAUCAGCGCGAGAGGGUUCAGGAUGACUACUGUCGGUGAAUGCCUGGGUGAGGCCGAAGCGCAGUGGUACCGUCGGGGUCGCUAGGGCUUGACCUAUGAUAGGGUUUGACGUUUGGAUGUCUGCGUUCUUUUCUUUUGCUGGUAUAGCGUUAUAGCAGUAUAGCGGUGUUUCUUAUUACUUUCGGACUAACCUUGACAAUCGAAUCUAUAUUAUUGACAGUUUUGGAUUGGAACCCC
This is a messenger RNA of Aspergillus nomiae NRRL 13137, 1213 nucleotides long. RefSeq names its product chitin deacetylase. The record is from RefSeq and is a predicted model, not a curated record. Bases 336 to 1061 code for a protein of 241 amino acids. Gene Ontology annotation, biological process: carbohydrate metabolic process. Lineage: Eukaryota; Fungi; Ascomycota; Eurotiomycetes; Eurotiales; Aspergillaceae. The transcript is spliced from 3 exons. Gene Ontology annotation, molecular function: hydrolase activity, acting on carbon-nitrogen (but not peptide) bonds.